Messenger RNA from Pecten maximus, 13041 nucleotides. Its product is annotated as UPF0577 protein KIAA1324-like homolog. NCBI's taxonomy places the organism in Eukaryota, Metazoa, Mollusca, Bivalvia, Pectinida, Pectinidae. Bases 138 to 3086 code for a protein of 982 amino acids. The record is from RefSeq and is a predicted model, not a curated record. The transcript has 23 exons.
ACAUAAUUUCCGGUUUUCCGUGGCCAACAACUCACUCAUCACCAUCUGGCUCAACCUGUCAACUGCAUAUGUGUGACAGUUUAACAACACACAGCCUGUUGUCGUUUGUGUCUUUGUGGUAGCAGCAACCAGGAACAAUGGCCAUCUUACCGUUGCUGAUAUUUUCGAUGAUUUUGACUGCAUAUACAUCGGCUGAGCUUCUACCAACUUGUCAACCAAGUGACUUUCACUAUGAGUAUACAGAAUGUGACAGUGAUGGUGGACGAUGGCGUGUUUCUGUUCCGGAGCCCAAAAAGUGUGAAGGUGGGGCCCCACCACCCCCUGUCAGGGGCCAAAAGUGCAAAUUUACCUGUGAAGCAGGUCAGUAUCUGAACAUGACUGACCAAGUGUGUAGCCCGUGCCCCCCAGGCACUUAUUCCCUAGGGGGUGGGGCACGUUUUGAUGAGUGGGACAAAAUACCUCAAGGUUUCACAGCAGAUGUAGACAGUUUUCUGGAUUCUUUCGUUCCUGGGGCAGACCACGCUAACUGUACAGACACAGAAUGGAAACCAAAAGGAGAAUUCAUAGCCUCCUAUCCAGGUCCCUGUUCAUCCAGUCUUGUGUACUCAGUGACCUUGGUCCAACCUGGAUCCGUGACCUUUGAGUACCAGUACACAGAUUCAGCAUCCAUGUUCCAGUUUAAGGUACAAAAUGACCAGUGCCAGUCUGUUGAAGAUGAGGAAGCCAACAAUUGGCCUGGACCAACAAAAGAUGGCGAAUUCAAACAAGUGCAUCUUGUCCUGAAGACCGGACUGAAUGUGAUUAUUUGGAGGACCAUGGGACUAAACAUCGGAGAUUCGAGUGCAAAAUAUAAACCUGUCAUGAUCCGUAAGAUCGAGGUGACAGGUGUUGCCUAUACGUCGGAGUGUACAAAGUGUCGUCCUGGGACUAAUAGCCCUGACCCGGGCGCUCAUUUCUGUUCCCCAUGUGACCUCAACACCUUUUCAGACCGUGGUGCAGCUUCCUGUAGUCCGUGUAACCAAGAAACCCAGUAUUCUCGAAAAGGAGCUACUAAAUGCCUGGAUAGGCCAGUCUGUACUGAAAGGGAUUACUAUGAGACCCAGGCACCCUGUAAUAGUGAAAAAAAGACAUACACGGAAUACAAGUGGAUCCUGCCGCAGGUGUGUCGUCAAAAUGUUGAUGGAGCUGUAAGUCUGCCCCCCGAGGGACCCCCCAGGGACUGUCCACCGUGUAAUCCUGGACAUGAAUAUGUUAAGGGAAUCUGCCAAGUGUGUCCGGAUAACAAGUUCUCGGACGGCUCCAGUUUGUGUAAAUUGUGUUCGGCCUCAACUUCCCCCACCUACGGCAUUGAAUACAAAUGGUGGAAUGAUAUGCCUGUCAACAUGUCAUCCGAAUGCAUUACAUUCACUGAGUCUGAAUGUGAGUCAGACUCCAGUUGGAUGGUAGCAGGGGGCCAUAUCCACACCCACUAUGGCCGCGGUGAUGAUGCCUACCUCAUUCUACUCCUCAAGGUCGGAGGGUUCCGCACCUAUGGGACAAGCAAUGGAGAGGAGGUUUCUGCUAUCGAGUUCGUGUUUGAAACCAAUUGUACCGGAAAAUGUGAAUUCAUCUUCUUGUCGGACGAUACUGGUCACAGCACCAUUAUCAAUACCUGGGAGGGGAAGCAGAAGAAAACAAAAUACAGAUAUGCUAUACACUCUGCCGAGCCAAUCACGUUCACCUGGGCAUUUGAACACUCUGAUUGGACAAUUCAGGAUACAUCCGAGUCCAGAGAGAAGUUUGUAAACGAUGUCGCUAAAAUCUACAGCAUCAAAGUGACCAAUACACUACAGGGUGGAGCGUCGGGCUGUCAGACUUGUCCGCAGGGUGUAGCUCAGAACGGACAGAGCGGCUGUGUGCCAUGUCCUGAUGGCCACUACAUUGACACCAAUGACACAUCAUGCAAGCCGUGCCCCCCUAACACUGUCAUCCCUAACGGUCACUCUUGGGGUCUGGAAUCUUGUGUGACAUGUGGGGAAGGGCUUCGUGCAGUCAAGGGAAAACGAUGCGAGACCGACUGUACAUUCCGUGGCCAAGAUGGACGGCAAUAUGACUUUUCCGCACUCAAAGGGCCCAAGAUCAUCCAGGGAAGCCCGCUGUUCACUGGCACAGGGACACAGUAUUUUCAUGCUUUCAACAUCAGUCUGUGUGGCUCUGAGGACACUUUGGCCGUCUGUCGCAACAAUGUCAGCUCUUCUGACAGUAAAAAAAUGAAAACCCGUCAAACCUCAGCAAUGGUGUGUAGGACUACACUGGUACCGGACCGUGAUAGUGGCACCGUGGUAUCUACCCAGCCUGUCAGUAUUGGAAACACUCUGUACAAGAUCGUCAGUAACGUGUCACUGGAUGAGAUGUACACCAGAGAAGGAUAUACAGGAUCAGAAAAGGAUAUUCACUUUUACUACAAAUCUGAAAAAUCCACUGCCGCAUGCAUGUUAGGUCGCCAGACAAUUAUCUCCCUUCGAUGUGACCCGUCCCAGUCCGGAGCCGGAACCUUAGAGGUGCCACCAAAGUGUGCUGACGGAACAUGUGAUGGCUGUAACUUCCACUUCCUGUGGAAAACACAGUCUGCAUGUGCUGUGUGUCGAAAAGAGGACUCUGAGAAAAUUAUUGGAGAAUGUCAGAAUGGGGAACAACUUAUACAUUUCACUCCACCUCCAAACUGUGUAUUAAAAUCCAAGCUUGAGCCAGAAAAGCAGACAUGUACAGUGAAGUUGUCUUCACUUCCAUUUGCUCUCCAAGUAGCCAUACCUGUUGCAGCUGGUGUGAGUCUUUUACUGGUCCUUGUCGUAAUGUACUGCUGGCACAAAAAUAGAAGCUUGGAAGUGAAGUACAUGAAGCUGGCCGAGAACUCUGACCGUAAUUACGAUGGUGAGCUGCCUGGUGUGGACUCUUGUGCCUUGGAGGAUGGUGAAGAUGACCAGUAUGACUCGGUGACGUUCAAGGAAAGCCGUGGCGCCAGGUUCUUCAAGAAACUUCGUGGCAAGAGAGGAAAGACCAGUGCCGAUUUCUUUUCUGUAAGUAAUGAUCCAGCUGAUGAGUGGUAGCCAUGGUGACGGGUUUACAUCUACCACCCUUGUGUUCUGGAGAUGACGAAAAUCCAUUUGAACCAUCUAAUGGUGAAAAAAUCCCACUGACGUAACGAAAGAAUCAGACAUGUCUGUUCUGAUGGGAAAGAUCAACAGACAAAUUGGGACCAAAGGAUGUUUCACACAUACAAGACUCUCUGCACCCCAAAAAGAUUUUGCAGAGCUUGUUUAAUGCACAUAAAGGGAGACAACUUCUCUACCAUUUAAAUCAGGGUAGAGAGACAAAAUCUCUACAGUGGUAAAACAUCAGCUACAGUCACUAACUUCAACAUCCAUAUGAUAUAUAGUUGUGUUUCAUGUUUGUCUUUCAUAUUGAAUCAUUUCAGAAUAUGUCGUUUAUUGCUUUGUCACUUUUGUUAAUUGUUAGCGAAAUAUUUUCAUCAUUUUUUUACACACUCCUACCAAGAAGUAGUAAGAGGCAUAAAGGGUUAGCGUCCUCUGUCUGUCCUUUCACAAAUCUGGCUUAGAAGUUUCUUAAACUUCACUGUUCAUUAAUUAAUUGUUAUAUAAUGUUGGAUAAAUUUACUUGAAAAAUCUAAAAGGACCGAAUGCCACUGUUGUGCGAAAUUGUUAAGUAAACUUUAAGUUUUGCAUUGAAAGCAUAUCAUCUUGUCUUUCAUGAAAAUAACAUUUCCAAUUUUUACAAAGAGACUGAUAUUCAAAUUUGCAUUGCAAAUAAGAAAUUUCAAUUUUAGAACACCGAGCCAACAUAAGAUUUCAUUUGAAAGAAUAUCCACAAAAUAAAAAAUUAUAUUUUCUAAAAGCUAAUAGAUCAGGGUUUACAUUUUGAGUCCUAAAUGUAUUUAUAAGAUAGGAGAUGCAGAACUGGAUUUUUGUUGUGUUUUUUUUCUUCUCAAUUUUUAUGUUCUGUAUACUUUUCAAGUUUUGAAUUUAUAAGUUGUUGAGGUUGUGUAAUAUCUCCAGUAGAUCUGUGUUAUAUUUUUAACAUGAGAUAGUGAUCUCUGUAACACAUGUUUGUUACUGGAAUUCCAGUAGAAGUCUAGUAUCAGAACAUCCACAUAAGAUGUUCGACUUUUGAGAUAAGGAGUCCAAGAUUGCUGACCUUGGUAGAGCUGAAAUGUUACAUUUCCCUAUGGAUUCACAUUUUCAUAACAAGAGGGUGUUAAAUAUUUUGAAAUUCACGAUCUUAUUCUUAAUGUUGUGAUUAAUAUGAAUUUUAUAGUAAAUAAUGACAUAUUUCAUUUGUCCACAAUUUCAUGAAGCAUGCCACCAAUUCAAUCUAAAUUUUUUUGAUUUUAUUUUUUGUCUGUUAUUUACCUUCUUAAAUUGUUUUUUCACUACUUCCAGUACCUAAUAUACAAUGGUGGAUCUGUUUCACUAUUUAUACAAUAUAAAGUUAUUUGCCUCAUAAUACAUACAUAUAUAUCUUUUGGUGAUACCCUGUAACAGUUAGACAAAAAGCACAGAACAUUCAUUAAGGAUAUAUGCUACCCAUUUUUUCUCAGGCAUGUGAUUUAUGAUUAUUAUCUCCCCUUAGGGAAUAUGCUUCAACUAAUAACUUCAACUUUUUUUCUGCAAAUUUCGACUAUUUAUCCACUUUAACGAUAUUUACUAUAUUACACACACCUUGAUUUAUACUUCAGUUGUAAAGAUGAUACAUUUUAUCACAUUUUAUCACAUGCCUGCAAUUUAUGCUUGUUAUCUCCCUUAAGGAUGUAUCUGCUAUAUUUUACACCAAGGCCGUCAUAAACCUUAAGGGUGUAUGCUACAUUUCACCCCAUGCCUGUGUGUUGAGGCAAUUACAUUAUGUAAUAUUCAUUCAAUGUAAAAAAGUUGUGACAGCAUGCCCACCAACACAAACGGGUCAUACAUGAUCACAUGGCUCACCAUAACUGUUAUUUGAUGAUUAUAAGUACAUGCCAUUUGUGUUCCUUUCAUAUCAUCAAAGUCCAGGCGAAUAUCCUUCCUAUCAGAGGAAUAGCUUGUCCGUAAUAUAUUCCAGGGUUGAGGGAAGGGGGGGGGGGGGGAAGGGCAGGAGGAGGAUGUUGUAACUUUUCCUUGCUCAGAUUAAGUGAUUUUGGGAUGAGAUUUGGAGAAAUCUAACUUCAUUUGGUGAAAUUUCAUCAGUAUACUUUAUCAAACAGAAAUAAAAAAAACUAAUUUUCUUUGAAAAAAACUCACUUUCUUUAAAACCCUGAAGUUCUCCCCUGAUAUUUAUCAUCUUGAAUUGUCCCUACAAGAGUACAGAUUUUAAUACAAUGUAUAUAGUGUGGAUACAUUUUCCACAGUUCUAUUUAUUGUUUUGAUUAAUGGUAACACCUCUCGACAGCUUUUCAUGCUUGUAAGCAUGCUCUAUUAAUUCAUAAUAUUACCAAGAUUGAUGAAUUAUGGCAAAUUCAAUUAAAUUGAUUUCAUAUUUCUCCAGUUUUCCUCUUGAUUGAUAUUUUUGUGUUGUGUUAAAACUCUCUUAGUAACUCCGCUUUCCUUUUAAAAACCUUAGAAAAUAGUUACAAAUUUCAAUAUUUAUUUUGAGAAAUAGAAAACAUAUUGAAGCACUGUGAUUCUUCAAAUUAAGUCUUGCUUGUGAGACCGUCAAUAUGUGGGAAAGAGAUAGUGUUUAGACUCUACUGGUACAAAUCAAUGUGAUUUCCUCAGCAUAUGUAAAGGGUAAUAAUUGUCUGCAAUAUUUGGUGAUAAAUAAAAGUGACCAUGUGUAUAGUCUUCUUACUAUAGGGGUUUAACAAUAUUCUUUGGUAACAAUACAUACAAUAUUCCUUUUACCGUCUCAGUCUGCAGCUCUAUAUUGAUAUCUGCACAAUUCUAACAGAGAAGGAUAAACUUUUUUUUACUUAAUCGUGUUAUACAAUAUUUACUUUUUUUUCCGUUCACAUUUUAUUUAUAUUUAGGCAAGACAAUAUCCUCUUGAGUAUCAGUAUUGUCUAGAUAUACUUGCUUACCUCUAUUUAUUUGAUUAUUUCAUCAUGAAAGUUGGAAAGGAAAUUGUAUGACAUGUUUUAUUCCUACCUUUACAUAUACUGUCAAAAAGCCACGAGACUCUGCUCUUGGAGUCUGCAUCAUCGGAAACUCAAUAGUCAAGAUUGCUUUAUCAUUCAAGUACAAGAACAGAGUCUUGUGGCUUUCUGGCGAUGACUUUUGUAUGAUGCAAGUGUAUUGUUACUCCCCUGAUACAAGUAUAUGCUGUCCUGCCAGCUGGUUAACUUGUGCUGUGAUUGGCCUGUAUCUUUUUUCAGCUGUUCGUUACAUAUAUAUUUAUGUAUAUGAUGACAUAUUUCCAUUUUAUGUAUACAAUAUGAAAUCCAAGCACUGUUGUCAAGUUUCUGAUAUUAUAUACCACCUUUUGUUUAUUUAUAACAUGAACGCUACCUGUAUACCUGUAAGUGAGUUGUGUAUUUGCCAUAAAUUAUAUACUUUGAUCAGCUGUACUGUAAAUAUAUGUUGAUGUUGCAUUUAAGAGUCUUAUAAUCCUUAUAGUGGUUAUUGUGAGAAUUACAGGCAGGGCUUGCUGGGGGAGAAAAUGGGGUCUUGGGAGAAUACUGUUAACUUGGGGAAGCAUUCCGUUUCAAGAGAGGACAGGAAAUAUAGGAUCUUGGGAAUCUCACAAGAGUACAGGAAAUAUGGGGUCUCAGGAGAGGACAGGAAAUAUUGGGUCCUGGGGGAGGACAGGAAAUCUAGGGUCCUGGGGGAGGACAGGAAAUCUAGGGUCCUGGGGGAGGACAGGAAAUCUAGGGUCCCGGGAGUCUCACAAGAGUACAGGAAAUCUGGGGUCUCGGGAGAUGAUAGGAAAUCUGGGGUCUCGGGAGAUGAUAGGAAAUCUGGGGUCUCGGGAGAUGAUAGGAAAUCUGGGGUCUCGGGAGAUGAUAGGAAAUCUGGAGUCUCUGGAGAUGAUAGGAAAUCUGGGGACUCAUAAGAGGACUGGAAGUCUGGGUCUCAGAAGAUGACAGGAAAUCUGGGAUCCUGGGAGAGGACAGGAAAUCAGGGGUCCCAGGAAAGGACAAGAAAUCUCGGGUCCCAGGAGAGGACAAGAAAUCUCGGGUCCCAGGAGAGGAUAGGAAAUAUUGGGUCCUGGGAGAGGACAGGAAAUCUUGGGUCACAGAAAAGGACAGGAAAUUUGGGGUCCCCGGAGAGGAUAGGAAAUUGGGGGUACCUGGAGAGGACAGGAAAUUAGGGGUCCCCGGAGAGGACAGGAAAUUGGGGGUCCCCGGAGAGGAUCAGUGACAUUGAUAUUGGGUCUCGGGAGAGGACUGGAAAUGUUGUGUGUUGGGAGAGGAUAGGAAAUAAUGGGUCUCCAGAGAGAACAUGAAACUUGUGUCUUAGGGAAAGAAUACGAAAUAUUGUUUCUUAUCUUCUUAAUAAAGUAUCUAGAAAUAUAUAUAAUGGUAUUGGAUUUGAGUAGAAGUAGGUAGAUUUUGUAAGAUUUAGUUUUAGUUAGAAUUGAAUCAUUUAUUGAGCAGUUGUUAUAUCUUAACACUAUGGUGCUUAAAAAGUUCCUUCUUCUUUUUACGGUAUGUACGUCCUGUUGUGUAUCCUGAUUUUGAAGCUUAAUUUUUUUAAUCAAAUAAACUUUUUUGGGCUGCCCUGACAAUAUCAUUUCCCACCAUCAUGAAUAUUUUUAUCACUAAAUAUACAUGAUUCUAAACUUUGUAGUCGCAUUGCAUAUUAAGGAAUUUCAAAAUUUCUUUCUUAUCAUGGUCAAUUUGCAUAGAACUGCUUUUAAUGAAAAUAUACCAAUAAUAUAUACAGCAUCAGAAAUCUAUUUUAGAUAUGCUUGAUAAUCAUAUGCUACCAUUUCUUGCGACCCCUGAAAUGAGGAGACUACUACGCAGAAAUGGGAAGGUUUUUUUUCCCAUGGGUUUUCACUUGACGGUUUGUUAUUCAUCAUUUACGAGUUUGUAUUGUAAAAUAUUUACAUGAAAUCCAAAUUUCUGUCACUUGACGUAUAUUGAUUUCAUACAUCAGUGGAUUGUUAUUGUUGGUUUUAAAAGCCUUCCUCAUCUGAAAUAGCUGUAAAGUGAUACUGUUCAAAUAUACAUGUUUUGUGUUUAUAACGAAUUCAAUUCCAUUAGCUGUUGUGUAAUUAGAAAUUAAUGUAUGUCUUCUUUGGUGAAUUUUUCAUCAUGAAAUGGUAUCUUCAUAAAAUUUCACUUGCAAUCAAACAAAAUAACGUAUAAAACAAAAAUGGGUCAAACCUAUUUAUUUUCUGAUUUUAAAUAUAUUGAUUUCAACAGCCUUGAGCGUAGUUUAAGAAAAAUAGAUUGUGAACUUUGUUUUCUGUUUGAAUCCAUUAGCUGUUGUGUAAUUAUAAAUUACAUCAUGAAAUGGUAUCUUAAUAAAAAUUCCACUUGCAAUCAAACAAAAUAACGUAUAAACAAAAAUUGGUCAAACCUAUUUAUUUUCUGAUUUUAAAUGUAUUGAUUUCAACAGCCUUGAGCGUAGUUUAAGAAAAAUAGUUUGUGAAUUUUUUCUGUUUGAAAACCUUCUAGUAGGUAAUUAUACUGUUCACUAAGGACUCAGCAAGCUUAUAAUUAAUAUCGCCUCAGCAUUGUCUCCACAUUUAAGUGCAAUAUAUGAGAAAAACCUGUAGUUGUAGAUAUCAGUAAUCAAUAAUAUUAAUGAAUUGGAAAAUAUUUUGCAUUGAUAUAUCUUUGACCACUGAAUAUCAUAUUAUGGUCAGCAAUGAUUGACAGUUGUGUGAUAUCAAUAUGUUACAUUUGAUUUUUAGUUACUGGAUAUAUCAACUGCAAAUUAUUUGUAGAAAAAAAGUCUAAUUUCAAUUUUAGUUGUUAUAUUUAUUUCCAAGUGUAUUUAUUCAUUGAAUACCGUAUUUAUCCUGUAGGAAGCCCAUGGGACCCACAUAGAACCUCUGAUCAAUCCUGGUGGUGGGCUUACUACAGGACAAUGCAGUCGCAUUUACUGAACGUACAGCAAUAGAUAUGAUGGGCUUAAAUUAACCUAAGGCGUGGGCUUAUUGCUUGAUAAAUAGGGUAUAUAUAUUAGACAAGCGUAUGUCCUGAGUAGGUUGUAAUUUGAUACAGACUUCAGUAUAUAUAUAUAUGGUUGUGGUGUUUAGUGAUAAUGGUUGUGUUUGGCAUUUAAUGCCGUUGUCCAGACUAUAAUGAUAUAUAAUAGCACAUUUGAUAGAAACCAUGUAUGCAUGUUCUAUUUGAAGUUAAGGUUGUAUUUUGUAGGUUUGGUGUCUGAAGCAGAGAUCUCAAAACCCUAAGUUACAGAAAUUUUGUAUAAUUUUGUAUGUAAAAUCACUGCAUAGUUUCAGUUGCCACGGCAAACUAAAGUAUAAAAGUUCAGUCUCGGUCAAAAAUUAAAUCACAUUAUUAUUUAAAUUCUGUUGUCAGUUUGUGUUGUGAUAUAACUGUUUUUGUCUCAUUUAAGGAAAAUUAUUGAUAUCUAGAAAUCCCGUUGAAUCCUUUAUUACCAACUAAUAUAACAUAUAAUUAAUUAUAUGAACCAGUAUAAUUUGUGUAAGAUUACCAGCAAGGGGACAUAACUCUUGGUAGCUGAAGUUGCACAAGUCCAUAGUUUUAGUUUAUUAUUUUGUAGUCACUUCUUUAUACAUACUUAGACAAUUAGCUGAUCAUUUAUAUUCCUUUUGUGGUACUGGGUUUAGAUUUUGUUUUCAGCAUGAUUUUGUAUAUUGUCUGUUCUCAACGUUGUACUUUGAAAACAUUUUUUUGUCAACAUUAAUUAUACGAAACAUAUAUGCCAGCCCUCCGUAGUUUUUCGUUAAUUUUUGUUAAGUGAAUUAUCAGUAAUUCUUUUCUAAUCCACAAUUUCAGAAUUCCAAUUAGUCCACAAGGAAGAACAAUUUCAAAUCAAAUACAUUGUUUUAAGGUUUUCAAGAGAGGAUCUAUGAAUGUUCUGAGAGGCUGCCUACAGACAAUCUCCGUAUGGAAAUAAAAAACAUAGUUCAUGUAUCUUAUACAUGUCUGUUUUCAAGAAUGAUCCCAGAGUCUUAUGAAGUAAAUAUUUGAUUGUCAUGAUUUAUUAUUAAACUUAGUGACAAUUUGUGUGACAAGUUUCUCUUUAUAAGUGCAAUAAUACAAUUAAUUAGCUAAUUUGUGAUUUAAGUUAUUUGUAUUGUCACGUUUAUGACAUUGUAUACGAGAGAAUUGAUGCUGUUUAUAUGGAAUUGUUUGAAGGUUACCUGGUAGCAGAACUGAAUUUUACCUCUAUGGCUACUGUAAAUAAUCUGAUAAGCAAGAACUAUCUAAAGCGAAUCUAUACCGUUAAGAGAAUCUCCCACCACAGUCAGCUUGUUCUGUGAUGUCACAGGUUUAUUUUACGAAGUUGUGUAUGAGGUGCAUUUCUAACCCUAUUGAAAGUUUGGCUUGGCUUAUAGAGUGUCUGGAUUGUACAAGUUCCAAUUUAAACAAGUUAAAUCACAAUAACACAGAAAAUCUUUUCAAAGUGUUUGUUUUUAGAUAUCCAGGAGAUGUUUUUUGUUAAGUGCAAGAAUCUUUUUUUUAAUUAUCUUUUCAUGUGCUCAUAGUACAAUGUACACAGCUGUAUUAUUGAACUUUUAUAUGGUUUUGGUCCUUAUAUUAUUUGAAUUAAUUGAAUUUAGUUUUGAUUUUCAUUGGUAAAAAAGUAAUAUUAUAACAUUUUGUUUAAUUUUUUUUGAUCACAGGGUAUGAUUUAUAUUGGGUUGUGUACCUGUUUACAUUUUUGAUUUCUUGUAGUUGUUUUUUUCUGAAGAAAGAUUUGUGUAGUGUUUAAUCAAUUUACAUUAAGUAUCAUAAAAUAUCAAAUAACUCUUUCAUAAACAAAUGUCUAUGUUUUCAGUUUCCUGUUUGUGUUGACCUGGUAUUUUUUCGGUAUAACCGAUUAUCACUGUAAAAUGUUACGUAAAAUGUAGCAUCAUAUACAGGACAGCAAAUCUGUCCUGAAUUUUGAACAGCUAAAAUCUUGUGUUAUGAGAUCGUUCUUAAAAAAACCACACCAACUAUCUAUAAACUAAAAAUUGCAGUCUCCAGUAAUUUCCAGGUACUAAUAUCUCACUAAUAUUUCGUUUAAAUUGUAAGAACAAUCUCAUUGAAAAUUAAUCUUAGGUUGAUAAGCGAGGUCAUAUGUUGAGGUGAUAGGGUACACCUUGAGGAUAAUGGAAUACAUAAUUAAAUAAAUCUUAACUAUUUACUGUCAAUGAUCUUUGGGAAAAGUUACUAUUUAAAUGAUGAAUUAUAUACAUUUUCAGGGCUUCAAAUGUUUACACUCUAGGGUAACAAGUCUUUAUUAGUUUUGCUUUGUUAUAUCAUUAAGAAAUCUUGAGAACAGAAUUCUGUAGGAUCAUCUUGUGUACAUGUAUAUGAUCAGUUGUUUCAUAUUCAAUUUAAGGUGUUUAUACAUUCUGUAGGGUUCUGCUUAGACAGGUAAAACUGGAUAAAAUUAGCAACGACAUAAUUAACGCAAUAUCUGCCUAAGUGCUUUUCAUUCUGUAUUGUGUUUGUUUCAUAAUUAAAUUCAUAUUGAGAAGUGAUAAAAUUAUUUAUACAUUUUUUCUGACAUGUUUCUACUUUUUUUUUCUGGCAAAUGAGGGAAGGAAAUGUUCUGUUGAUAUUGUUCGGGUUACUCCUGUUAAUGUAAUGUUCAUUCAGGGUUACUCCUGUUAAUGUAAUGUUCAUUCAGGUUCACUCCUGUUAAUGUAAUGUUCAUUCAGGGUUAUGCCUGUUAAUGUACUGUUCAUUCAGUGUAACUCCUGUUAAUGUAAUGUUCAUUCAGGUUCACUCCUGUUAAUGUAAUGUUCAUUCAGGGUUACACCUGUUAAUGUAAUGUUCAUUCAGGGUUACUCCUGUUAAUGUUAUGUUCAUUCAGGGCUACUCCUGUUAAUGUAAUGUUCAUUCAGGGUUAUGCCUGUUAAUGUAAUGUUCAUUCAGUGUAACUCCUGUUAAUGUAAUGUUCAUUCAGGGUUACUCCCGUUAAUGUAAUGUUCAUUCAGGUUCACUCCUGUUAAUGUAAUGUUCAUUCAGGUUCACUCCUGUUAAUGUAAUGUUCAUUCAGGGUUACUCCUAUUAUUACAAUGUUCAUUCCAUGAUAACUUUUGUAUAAUAUGUAAUGUUCAUUCGAGGAGGAUUUUGAAUGUAACAAUAAUUUUAUUGUUCUUUAUGAAGAUUGUUCAUUUCAGAUUCAUUCAGGGGAUAUCUCUUAAUAUCAUGCUCAUUCCAAGGUUGCUUCUUUUAAUGUUAUGGUUAUUCAAGAGCUACUUUUUAAUGUAAUGUUAAAUAUAAGUCCGGAAUAUUCCAGUUAUUAUACUAUUCAUUCAAAUCUUUCUCUGGUUAAAUGCCAUGUUCAUUAUAGGUUCUUACCUGUUAAUGUCAUGAUGAUCAAAGGUUUAUACCUGCUAAUGUCAUGGUCAUCAUAGGUUUUUACCUGUUAAUGUCAUGUUCAUUAUAGGUUUAUACCUGUUAAUGUCAUGAUCGUUAUAGGUUUAUACCUGUUAAUGUCAUGUUCAUUAUAAGUUUAUUCAUGUACCUGUUACUGUCAUGUUAUGCUACACAAUUGAUUUGAAAACAUUAAUGUACAUUAAUAUUACGUAUGCUCAAGUUAAGAAUUAUUUACCUUGGAAAUAUAUUUAGCGUUCUGGUUUAAUAGUAAAAAAUUGAAUUUCCUUUGUCUAUGAAAAUGUGAAGUAAGGGGUACAUCAAGGGGAGAACUCAAAAAGUUCUAAGCUAGAUAACCAUCAUGUGCUAUUAACAUCAUUUUGUAUACAUACAUAUUUAUGUGUAUAUUGGCCAUUGGUUUUGUUGUAAUUGUUAAUUUUGAAAAGUACAAUAUUGUUCACGCCUAGCUGUUGAUGAUGCUGAAGCUUAAAAAUGUAUGAAGUUUCUGUUACAGGUGAAUCUCAUGUUAUCGGUGAACAUUCCUUUUCUAAACGUUUUUGCCUGGUUUAUCAAAUAUAUAAUAAAUAUUUUAUAUGUCUCAA